Messenger RNA from Sordaria macrospora k-hell, 831 nucleotides. RefSeq lists its product as uncharacterized. Gene Ontology annotation, cellular component: membrane; mitochondrion. The record is from RefSeq and is a predicted model, not a curated record. NCBI's taxonomy places the organism in Eukaryota, Fungi, Ascomycota, Sordariomycetes, Sordariales, Sordariaceae. Gene Ontology annotation, biological process: mitochondrion organization.
AUGGCGGCAAGAGGGUUGGACAUGCUCACCAAGUUCGCCAUCCCGGCAACUGUUGGUGUGGCUCUUCUCCAGAACUCCAUCUACGACGUCAAGGGUGGUUCGCGGGCGGUUAUCUUCGACAGAGUUGCCGGUGUGAAGGAGACCGUCGUCAACGAGGGCACACACUUCCUGAUCCCAUGGCUGCAGAAGGCCAUCGUCUUCGAUGUUCGCACCAAGCCUCGCAUCAUCCCUACCACCACCGGCUCCAAGGAUUUGCAGAUGGUCAGCUUGACCCUCAGAGUCCUGCACCGUCCUGAGGUGCAAGCUCUGCCCAAGAUUUACCAGAACCUCGGCCAAGAUUACGACGAGCGUGUCCUCCCCUCUAUCGGCAACGAAGUCCUCAAGUCCAUCGUCGCCCAGUUCGACGCCGCCGAGCUCAUCACCCAGCGCGAGGCCGUCUCGCAGCGCAUCCGCGCCGACCUGGUCAAGCGCGCCGCCGAGUUCAAUAUUGCGCUCGAGGACGUUUCCAUCACCCACAUGACCUUCGGCAAGGAGUUCACCAAGGCCGUCGAGCAGAAGCAGAUUGCGCAGCAGGAUGCCGAGCGUGCGCGCUUCAUCGUCGAGCGCGCCGAGCAGGAGCGCCAGGCCAACGUCAUCCGCGCCGAGGGUGAGGCCGAGAGUGCAGAGACCAUCAGCAAGGCUAUUGCCAAGGCUGGCGAUGGCUUGAUCCAGAUCAGAAAGAUUGAGGCUUCCAGGGAGAUCGCGCAGGUUCUGGCUUCCAACCCCAACGUGGCGUACCUGCCCGGUGGUGGCAAGGGGACGAACCUGUUGAUGAACGUUGGCAGGCCAUAA